Molecule: messenger RNA, 2022 nt
Organism: Diabrotica balteata
Lineage: Eukaryota; Metazoa; Arthropoda; Insecta; Coleoptera; Chrysomelidae
Source: the annotation of a GenBank genome assembly
AUGGAAAGUACUACUAGUGUCGUCAGUACCCCGCAGUGGAAAAAAGAUUUAAUUGCCAGACUGAGAAAUCAAAAUAAAGCAUCGUUUGGCAGCAGCAGCAAAGAUCAUCACUCUACCCCCCAUCACUCUUCGGCUCAUCGAACGGUACAUCAACCUAUCCUAACCUCCAAGAGUGAAUCAGUAGCGUCUGAUAUUUCGCCGCGGUCGAGUGGUACUGAUGCAUCGGAACAACCGUGUAAUGUGAGUCCGAAAAUGGUGCAAGAACGAGUUUGGGUCGACAACAAGCCCGACCAUUUCGCCGAAAUGGUAGCUAAUAAUGGGUAUCACAAGGAGAGCGACUCUGAUUCGUCGGAAGAAUUGCAUUACGGCCCCGGUAUAGUGAAAAAAUUAAAAAAUAAAUACCUUAGUUUAGCCCUUCGGGAAAGCAAUCAUCGUCCUUCAAUAUUGAGAAAAGCCACAUCAUUAGAAAAUCUACUGGAUGAUGAUGAACCGGAAACUAAACAUUCCUCAGAUAAGUAUGAAUCACGAUUUAAUGGUGUUAGUGCCACUAGAAAUGUACCCAAUCGUUAUAGAAAUUCCAACCGGCAUCAUGAGAUGAAAAGGGCCAGGUCUGUAGAAACUAUUUCACGUUUAGACAAUCAAACAAAUAAUGUGGUUUCAAAUCGACAAUCUUUACAUGAAGAAACGCUUAUCGCGGUUCAAAAGGAAGGAAAUGACUACCCAUACAGGAAAAUACCAGAUAACACUGAUAUCCAAUCAGAAAAUAAAUUCAGUCAGAGAAUAAACAGACCUAAAAGAUUGCAACCUAUAAUGAAUGAAAAAGAAAAACCUCCUGUAGAUUUUGUGAAACAAGCAAAAAUGAUUUUUGAAAGAAGACCUGAACAACGUACUAGAGCACCUCCGCAAACUGGUGAUGUAGCUGCUAAAGUUGAUAGUUUUAAUAAUAUAAUUGUGAAAGCAAAAGUAGAAGCAAAAGCAACAAGAAAACCUCAAGUGAAGGCCCCGAAACCAGCACCUAAUGACAAAAAAGUGAUUGCACCACGUUCUCCAACAAAAACUGUGACUAAAUCAGAAGAAAAAAAGCAGGUGAAACAUUUAGAGCUCAACAAAGUGCCCAAAACUGAUUUAUCAUUGCUCAGUCCAAUUCCGGAUAUAUCAAGAAUAAUUCCUACUGAAACAGAACGAGGUAAGCCAUCUUCAAAUUUAUCAGAAACUCCAGACCUAAUACUUACAUCUAGUCCUUUAUCUUCAAUACCUCCACCAAUAUUUAAAAAACCUGAAAAAUUAAAUAAUGAAGAACAUCACAGUCCCAAGAGGGUUAUAAGUCCGUUAGUAAGUCCCAGCAGAGUAAAACCAACAAGUCCAUUAUUUAGCCCAAGUGACAGCUGGUCACCAAGCUCAAACAUGAGUCCUACACAAUUUAGACCUACUACUUUAAAUUAUGAUGAUGAUUCUGAUUCAUCGGGCUACAAAAAAGUAUCUCCUACAAGUAUUAAUAAUAUUUCUAAAGAUAGUGGUACAUCUGUUGUUUAUAAAGAAUUAAGUCAAAAUCACCUUCCCCUCAACAAAAAUGUUUCUGAAACAAAAGUUCCACCUUCAGAGCCUCUCAAGAUCGAAGUGAAUGGUCAUACAGAUUCAAAAAUUGACACAGGAGCUAAACUUUUACAAACUCAGAGACCACGUUCUCCGCCAAAGUUUACCCCUCCACCCCCACCUGUCAAUGUUGUCCCUGAGAAAAAAAUAGAGAAAAACUUAACUGUAACAGAAAUUGAGAAAAAUUCGAUCAAUACUGCAAAGAACAAGUCUAGUGGUAGUGAUAAAGGGAGUGUUGAAGUUGUAAAUAAAAAUGUAGUGCCAAAAAAACUGAGAGCCAAAGAACCAGUUUCAAAUACUACCAUUAUUGAUUUUACGAAAAAGAAUAGGGAUAUACCAGACUACAUAUCUAAUGAUAAAUCAAGGACUCCUAGCAGACCAGAAUUGCCCAAGGUGAGUUAUUUUUUAUUACUAGUUUUUUUUUUAUGA